This is a messenger RNA of Ostertagia ostertagi, 510 nucleotides long. The record is from the annotation of a GenBank genome assembly. Lineage: Eukaryota; Metazoa; Nematoda; Chromadorea; Rhabditida; Trichostrongylidae.
GUUUACAUUGGAGCUGCGCUUGUGCAGCAAAACUUGAAGGAACCGGACCUGCUCAUUGGGAUUGAUGAUUGUAAGAUCGAAUGGAGCGACAAGCUGGCUAGCCAAUUGAAAAAACUCGCAACUGUAUUUUCUACUAACAAUGCUGGUGCCACUACCGCGUCCGUUACCAGACGUACUCUAAAUGUUAGGCUACAGUUAAAGAGGGCCGCGUUGUUUUCUCUGGCAAAGGAAACAUCGUAUCUUGCUUGGCUAUGCGAUGAAUUAGCGGCAGAAAGUUCUUCGUCGUGUGAUUUAGUGGUGUCGGCGCAGAAGACUCGUUUAGUGUCCGGAGUGAUUCGUGACACCUUCAUCGACCUCGUCGUGCUCUAUAGUGUAAAGAAAUUCGUUCCACCUCCACCAGAAAAGGAUGCUUAUCCACCUUGGCGUUGCUGGAAUCAGUCGGAAAAUGAUGCACGUAAAAGUCGGCGACGCACCGCUCUCGGUGAAAACAACAUGAAGCAGCCGCAGUUG